Naegleria gruberi is the source of this 1796-nucleotide messenger RNA. RefSeq lists its product as uncharacterized. NCBI's taxonomy places the organism in Eukaryota, Heterolobosea, Eutetramitea, Acrasida, Naegleriidae. The coding region runs from base 340 to 1767 and encodes 475 amino acids. Gene Ontology annotation, molecular function: protein binding. The transcript has a single exon. The record is from RefSeq and is a predicted model, not a curated record.
ACAGGGUACUGCCCACCGUCUAGAUAGAUAUGGGUUCCCUCUCACUGUUCCAAUCGAUUUCAAUGCCGACCAAUUGGAGGAAAAGGCGUCAAAAUUGGAAAAGAAGAUUUUUAUUGCUAGUUGUGGUUAUAAAAGUUUGGCUUCUAUUGGUUUGGUUUUAUUCUGGAAAUUAAUUGAUGAUUUGAAACCCUAUAUCUUGAUGAAAGAAGAAUAUAAGAGUGCUGUUGAUGGUCCAAUCAAGGAAUUGUUGAAAGGUUUUGUGGAUGAAAAUUCGAUGGAUAGUAAAGAGCAUUCGGAAACCAGUAUAAGAAUUUGGAAGGACAAUUGGCUGCCUUUCCAAUGAAGAAUUUACUUCAGAUUGAACAUGUGAUGGUGGAUGAUGCUGCAGAGAGUUUGAGUGUUGAAAGAUUUAUUGGAAAGUAUUUUACACUCAAUUUUGGAAGUUUAAAGCAUCAAAUUGAAAACCAAGAGAAGGUGCUUGCUGUUUGUUUGAAGAGAAUUAUCAAGUUUGUGUUGGGAGAAAUUCUUGAGCUUUCUUUGAAUUACACACUUACUUUUCACUGUUCCUCAAUUGGACAAUAUGCAAUUGAGUGUGCAAUUAAGAAUGAUCAAGAGUUGAACAACUCACUUCCAGGGGUUUCGAGUUAUUUUUCGAACAUUACAUUGGUACUUGUGAACAAUUGGUUCAAUCAACAUACUGACUCAUCCCAAGUCUCUAUUAGAGAGGGAGCUAGUCUAUCAGCUCUGGUACCAGAUGUUCACUCAAAUAUUUUGAAAUUUAUUGGAAAUUUUAAUGAACUAUUGAGGAUGAGAAUUGUCUGCAAAUAUUGGAAUUGUUUAAUUGUUGAAAAUGAUGAAAUUUGGAAAUACUGUUAUCAUUUAACAAUGAUUGAAGAUCCAUUAUUCUUCACCUAUGCAACCAGUUCUACACUUUCACAAAUUAGAAACGAUGAAUCAAAAGGAUGGAAAACUAAAUUCUUUUCUGAUUUAUUUCCUCAUUUAAACUCAAAGAAAUCAAUUAUUUCAAGUUUUAUGAAAUCAGAAUCUGUAGAUAAUAGUUCUGAGGAGAUUUUAAAUAAUGCUGUUUCCUUAUCCUACAAUUUGUAUCCAGAUUAUUUUGAUUCCAAUAAGCCAAAUGAUGGCUCUAAAACAAAGAUUGGAGGUUCUCCAAAUACGACAAACAAAUCAGCUAUUUGGAGAAAAGGAUAUGUAUUUGUUGGUCAACUUGACUGCUCUGAACUUGGUUCAUUGAUUAAUUAUCAAAUUCCAAAAUCUGGGUUUUUAUACUUUUUUGUCAAAAUGGAAAACAUUCGAGUUGAGUUAAAUGAAGCAAAAAUUGAUGCUAUUGAUGGAUAUGUUGUAUAUCAAGAUUACAAAGAUAACUCAACUGUUCCGCUUGCUCAACUGGAUGGUAGUGAAUCUCAGGUUGUCAAACUCCAUAACCACUCACUGAAAUUAGGUAUCUCAGCAGACACUAGAAUAUUCAUCAAUUCCAGCAGGGAGAGGUAUGAUGAUUACACCUACUAUGAAUUAGAAGCAUUCUCUCCAUCAUUUGACUCUCAUUUCCUUGGACAAUAUUAUGGAAACUACACCAAUAAUUUCAAAUCUGAAAAGGAUGAUAUUAUUCUCUUCUCAACCAAUGCAAUCUAUCCCACUACUCAAUUCCUUACUCACUUUAUUUACUCCAUCAGUAGCGAUAGCUUAUUGAAGAGAGAUUUCCAUAAUGCCAAAUUCACCGUUCACACUCCAUCCUAUGUUGGCUAUUAAUAUUAAAUAGAGAAAAUCUUCAAUUUUAU